Ornithodoros turicata is the source of this 2109-nucleotide messenger RNA. RefSeq lists its product as uncharacterized. Gene Ontology annotation, molecular function: aspartic-type endopeptidase activity. Lineage: Eukaryota; Metazoa; Arthropoda; Arachnida; Ixodida; Argasidae. Bases 1 to 2109 code for a protein of 702 amino acids. The record is from RefSeq and is a predicted model, not a curated record. The transcript is spliced from 3 exons. Gene Ontology annotation, biological process: proteolysis.
AUGAGUCCUCGGCUGUCGAGCGAUGAGAGCGGUCUUCAGCUGACGGUGAAAACGCUCGACCAGGCCGUUUGCAACAAAGUGGUAGGCUGUGGUCCGCAGAUGGUGAACGCGGAGGAGUGCCACGAGUCGCUUGAAGAGGGUGUAGAGGCCGCAGGUCGGCGCCACCGCUGUCUGCCUGUCUACUUCUCUCCGCGACAAGCCACAACUGGUGACCCGAACGUGAUCCCGAAGGGAAACGGGUGCGGGUCACAACUGGUGACCCGAACAAUGGACAUUCCCCCCGACGCUCCUUUGGAGCCACCGCCGCCCCGUUCCGCUCAGCUUAUCGAGAAUCCCUCCGUCGGCACGGUUGGCGUUGAAGUUCACUUGCCCCCUUUUUGGACAAAGAACCCUCGGGCAUGGUUCCUACAAAUCGAAGCCCGAUUUGCUCUUCGUCGCAUCACCUCGCCGCUUACCAAGUACUUAAACGUCGUGUCUGCUCUUCCUCCGGAUAUCGCUGAUCAAGUGCAUUAUCUCCUGGCCGCCCCUCCGCCCGAUAAUCCUUACGAGCAACUCAAAGAAGCCAUUCUAACCCGCACCGAGUGCUCAGAACAGUCGCGCAUUCGCCAACUGCUCUCCGGUGAGGAAUUGGGCGACCGCAGACCGUCGCAGCUCCUCCAUCGCAUGCGGCAGCUGCUUGGCAGCGCAGCCGACACUCAGCUUCCAAUAUUGAGGGAGCUUUUCCUCCAGAGGCUACCACAGCAAGUGCGCAUGGCGCUAGCGGGCUCAGAAGAGGUUUCCCUUGAGCACCUCGCUCAGCUUGCGGACAGGAUUAUCGAGCAUUCCUCACCAUCUAUCGCGCCUGUCUCCCGUGCAACUCCCGCUACUUCUUCCUGCGCCGCUGACGAUGUUAUUGCAUCGCUGCAAGAACAAGUCGCACGACUGUCGGAUGCCGUCGAGACGCCCGUCCAGCGGUAUUUGCUGGUAUCAUCAAAAAUACGGCGACAACGCGUUCAAAUGCACACGGCCUUGCUCUUGGUCGGGAAAUGCGGAGGCCGGUCGAUAGUGGCGGCCUACGACUCCGGCCCUCCAGGAAGCCGCCUGUUCUUUGUCACCGACCGAAUUGCGAAGUACCGCUUCUUAGUGGACACCGGAGCUGAGGUCAGUAUUGUACCUCCCACGCGAUCUGACCGCGCCCGUGGACCGUCCACUUCGAAACUCCAGGCUGUCAACGCUUCCCAGGUCUCGACAUUCGGCCUGCGUUCCCUCGCCAUCGACAUAGGACUUAGGCGCCUCUUUCAAUGGGUGUUCGUCAUAGCCGAUGUCCCCUACCCCAUCCUGGGGGCCGACUUUCUUCACCACUUCGGACUUGACAUCAGCAUUUCCCGCAAGAAGCUCGCUGACUCGACAACUGGCCUUACAAUCUCCGGCGUGCCUUCCACCCACCCAAGUAUGGGCAACCGCACUGUGGUCCCCACCUGCUCCUACGCUGAGCUGUUGCUCGACUUUCCGGCCAUCACGAAGCCCUGCAACUUGGCCAUUCCCCCUAAGCACGCCGUCUUGCACCAUAUCAUCACCACUGGUCCGCCGGUAACUGCCCGACCACACCGUCUCGUUGGCGAGCGGCUGAAUAUAGCACGUCGGGAGUUUGACCACAUGUUGCAGCUUGGGCUGAUUCGACCCUCUUCCAGCCCCUGGUCAUCCCCACUGCACAUGGUCCCGAAAGCCUCCGGAGACUGGCGCCCGUGCGGCGACUACAGAGCCCUUAAUACCGCCACCGUACCGGACCAGUAUCCGCUUCCACACAUUCAUGACUUCACCCUCGACCUCGCCGGCGCGACCACCUUCAGCAAAAUUGAUUUGGUAAAGGCCUACCAUCAAAUCCCUGUGGUACCGGAAGACAUUCCAAAGACAGCUAUCAUUACGCCGUUUGGCCUUUUUGAAUUCGUGCGCAUGCCAUUUGGGCUACGUAAUGCGGCCCAAUCCUUUCAAAGGUUUAUGAACGCAGUGGUGCGGGGUCUCCCGUUUGUCUUCGUUUACCUCGACGACAUACUGGUUGCUAGCAAGACCCCGGAAGAACACAAGCACCACCUUCGUCAACUUUUCCAAAGGCUGGACGAGAUGGCUUAG